ACUGUUUGCUGUUUGAUUUUGAAGAGCUUUGAUGAAGAAGGUCACGGCUUUGGAGCAUAAAGUGCACAGACGGGCCCUGAGCAAGGAGAGUUUCAUCAGCUACAUCCAGUAUGAAAUUAACUUUCUGGAAUUGAUCAGGAGACGGCGAGUGCGAGCUGGCUACUACUUUAAGAAAGAUGAAAUCGAAUACGCUAUUAUUAAUCGCAUUCAUGCGUUGUUCAGGCGAGCGCUCUCAAAGUGGAAGGCGGAUGUCCAGUUGUGGCUCUCACACAUCGCAUUUUGCAAGAAAUGGAAUGUCAAGUUGAAGCUGAGCAAAGUGUUCUCGGAGAUGUUGGCCAUUCAUCCAGACAAACCAGCUUUGUGGAUAAUGGCAGCAAAGUGGGAGAUGGAGGAUCAGUUAUCGUCAGAAAGUGCCAGACAUUUAUUCCUGCGAGCUUUGCGUUUCCACCCAGAAUCUCAGAAGCUGUAUCAGGAGUAUUACCGGAUGGAGCUGAUGCACGCCGAGAAGAUGCGGAAGGAGAAACAGCUGCUGGAAACGGCAAAGCUGCAGCUGACCGAGGCAGAGUAUCCCGAGGAGAUUGUCUGUGGGCACUUGGCUCGUAUUGUUUAUAAGAAUGCCAUCGAGAAGAUCCCCGGGGAUGCAGAGUUCCACCUCUCAUUUUGGAAAAUUGCCGAGAUGUUUGAUUUCACGCAGGACAUUCAGAAAGAGAUCGUGGAGGACCUCCAGACUCUGCACGCUGACCAGCCAGUGUGCUGGGACUUUGUGGCCAGGCAGAAGUUAGACACAGAAGUGCCGUCGGUGCCAGCCUGCUCCAAACAGACAAAAGCUUUGAAUAUUGUCCAAAGAGAGGAGCAGUGCUGGGCUGUGUACGAGGAAGCCGUUGUCUCUGUGCCUACAGAAGCCAUGUGGAAAUGUUAUAUCAGUUUCUGCCUGGAAAGGUUUAAACGGAAAACUAACAAUGAAUUUCUUCGUAAUAAGAGGCUGGACAAGGUGCUCAAUGUUUUUGAGAAGGCGCAGGAAUCCUCGCUGUUACCCCAGGCUCUCUAUAAGCAGUGGCUUCAAUUAUUAGUGGACCUUGGGGAUGCGGAGAAAGCAAUUGGAUUGGUCAAGUCUGCAAGCGCUAAUUUUGCCGGUUCAGUGCAGCUGUGGCAGGGCAGCCUGGAGAUUCUGAUCGAGCUGCAGAGUCCAGAUGUCAGCGCCAUCUUCCAGCAGGCUGUCCAGAAGGUCCCUGUCAAGGAUGCUUUGCCACUCUGGCUUCUCUGUUUGGAUUGGAGUGAAAGUAGAAAUAGUGCUCAUGAGACUGAGUCACUGUAUCAGCGUGCACUGCAGACACAGGUCACAGCUGCCUCUGUCGCUGUGAAAGAGAGAUACCUGGACUGGGCCCUUAAGACCGGAGGCUACAAGAGAGCACGGAAAGUCUUCACUCGUCUUUGUGAAAACAGACCCUUUUCUUUAGAGUUUUUCAAGAAAAUGAUUGCAAUUGAAAAGCAGCAGCAGGAAUACAGUCGAAUGGAGCGUAUCAGGGAAUAUUAUGAGCAGGCACUAAGGGAGUUUGGAUCCACAAAUGCUGAUCUGUGGCUGGAGUAUAUCAAGGAGGAGCAGGAGCACCCACAGGGUAAGCCUGAGCUGACGGGUCAGAUCCACUGGAGAGCCAUGAAGGUGUUGGCUGGAAUCGAGGUGGAGAGGUUCGUGUCUCAGUACACCCUGCUACAGACCGGGCACUUGUAACUUCACCAACAUCUCAUUCUGAACAAAACCUUCAGCUUGUCAACGUUUGAACAUUCCCAGUCAUUCCUGGAAUCUGUCGCCAUGUGGAGGAUUCUCACACUGAUGUAAAAUUUACCUUGUUUGGAUCUCAGGAUCUCUCCUGUGUCUCAGGCAGACCCUGCUGGUGUGCCUGGGGUAACACUAGGACACACUCAGUCUGAACCUGGCCUGUAAUGUGUUAGUGAUGGAUCUAAUCUCAAUGUGAAUGAGAAUAAACCAGGAAGCUUUACGCUGGAGCCGGAAUGCUGAGCUCUGGAAAACCGAA
This is a messenger RNA of Hemiscyllium ocellatum (epaulette shark), 2033 nucleotides long. It is a transcript of the gene utp6, whose product is annotated as UTP6 small subunit processome component. Gene Ontology annotation, cellular component: Pwp2p-containing subcomplex of 90S preribosome; small-subunit processome. Gene Ontology annotation, biological process: maturation of SSU-rRNA from tricistronic rRNA transcript (SSU-rRNA, 5.8S rRNA, LSU-rRNA). NCBI's taxonomy places the organism in Eukaryota, Metazoa, Chordata, Chondrichthyes, Orectolobiformes, Hemiscylliidae. Bases 32 to 1729 code for a protein of 565 amino acids. Gene Ontology annotation, molecular function: protein binding; snoRNA binding. The transcript has 18 exons. The record is from RefSeq and is a predicted model, not a curated record.